Molecule: messenger RNA, 954 nt
Organism: Penicillium pulvis
Lineage: Eukaryota; Fungi; Ascomycota; Eurotiomycetes; Eurotiales; Aspergillaceae
Product: mitochondrial carrier domain-containing protein
Exons: 3
Coding region: 1-954 (317 amino acids)
Cellular component (GO): mitochondrial inner membrane
Molecular function (GO): S-adenosyl-L-methionine transmembrane transporter activity
Source: RefSeq, a predicted model, not a curated record
AUGACUGUCACUGCACUGAGCAUAUUCUUGGCCAGUACAGUCGCCUCACUUUCACUAGAUUGCCUUCUGCAUCCUUUGGAUACAAUCAAAACACGUAUCCAGUCUCGUCAGUAUGUUGGUUCCUUGCGAGGCCCAAAGACCAGCAUCCUAGGCGAUACGAGAAUCCUUCGUGGUCUUUACCAAGGCAUAGGACCCGUGCUUGUCACCUCGUUCCCUUCUGCGGGCGUAUUUUUCUUCACUUAUGAACGUAUUCGAUCUAGGUUGGCCUCGGCAUCAGAAGGCCCUGAACCGACUAACUCCACUCUAAUUCUAUCUGACAUAUGCGCAUCUUCUGCUGCUGAAGUUGCAGCUUGUCUAAUUUACGCUCCCACUGAGCUAUUGAAACAGAAUGCGCAAGUCGCUUUAUCCCCAUCUACAAAGCCAACAUCAUUAGCAAACCAUCAACAACCUAGCACAUCUCGUGGACGCACAUUAGCAGCAGUAUUGAAAAGCGUCGGCGGACCUACCAAGCUUUGGAAAGGGUAUUGGGCUAUUUUGGCGCACAACCUACCGUGGACCCUCAUUCAAAUGCCUGUCUACGAAGCUCUCAGAAGACAUAUGCCUCGGUCGGAAUCUCAGACCAAGAAGAAUGACACCUUCGAAAUUAUUGCCAAUGCCAGCAUAUGUGCUGCCAUCUCAGGUGGAAUAACAGGUUUCCUUACUGCCCCGCUGGACGUCAUCAAGACACGAGUAAAUCUGGACUCUUCUGAGCAAGCAUUCUCUGGCGGCAAAAGGGUGAUGAGGGCAACGCAGAAUAUAAUCAAAGCAGAAGGCCUGCGGGGGCUGUACCGUGGAUGUGGCAUCAACAGCUUCAUGGCUGUUUUUGGUUGCGGUUUAUAUUUUGGUCUAUACGAAGGGGGAAAGCAUUGGCUAGGUGAUGAUAUAGAUCGUGCUUCAGGUGAAGUUUUCGUCUAA